Messenger RNA from Bacidia gigantensis, 1707 nucleotides. RefSeq lists its product as uncharacterized. The record is from RefSeq and is a predicted model, not a curated record. NCBI's taxonomy places the organism in Eukaryota, Fungi, Ascomycota, Lecanoromycetes, Lecanorales, Ramalinaceae. Gene Ontology annotation, molecular function: transmembrane transporter activity. The coding region runs from base 1 to 1707 and encodes 568 amino acids. Gene Ontology annotation, biological process: transmembrane transport. The transcript has 2 exons.
AUGAUCAGCGUCGACUCACAACUCAGACAAGACAGUUACCAUGAGGCCCGGCCUUCUCGAAUCUCCCGCAAAUUGAAAGAUGGCGACAGUGACGGUUCAGAAGAAUCAGCAAAGAACGAGCCUGCAUUUACUGGCGAGUUCUUUGACUGCAGAUUUUCAUGGCCACUCCCACCCCUGGACUUGCAAAUUCCUGGCCUCCCAAGUACCCCAGCGACAGAGAUUGCUAGGCCUGAUGAGCCUCCCCUCUACUCCGUCUUUACCGGCGGACAAAAGCGAUUGACCGUCUUUGUCGUGUCCUUCGUCGCUAUGAUCUCACCGCUCUCGGGGACAAUCUACUUCCCUGCCCUGGAGAUACUAGCAAAGCACUUCCAUGUGAGCUCAUCAGUGAUACAGUUGACAAUUACCACUUACCAGAUCUUCCAAGGGAUCGCUCCGUCGUUCAUUGGCAACUACUCGGACAGCUACGGUCGUAGACCCGCUUACGCCAUCUGCAUCGUCGUCUACGUCGCCGCCAACAUCGGGCUUGCUCUGCAAAACAGCUACGCAGCCCUCAUAACCCUCCGAUGUCUACAAUCCGCUGGAUCAUCUGCGACCAUCGCCCUCGCCGCCGGCUCCGUUGCCGACAUGAUAACGCGAGCUGAGCGAGGUAAAUUCAUCGCCUACGCAUCCUUAGGCGUAACGCUCGGUCCGGCUCUCGGCCCCAUAGUCGGCGGCCUACUGACUGAGUUCCUGGGCUGGCGAUCCAUCUUUUGGUUCCUUAUCAUCUUCUCCGCCGCCUUGUUCACCAUCUACUUCAUCUUCGUGCCCGAGUCAGCCCGGCAGGUCGUCGGCAAUGGCAGCAUUCCCCCCUCUCGCCUCUUCAUGACCCCCUUCCAGCGCAUCGAGCACAAGCGCCAUCCCGUCUCUGUGUCGGACGUCGACCGCGCAACGUUAAAGGGAGAGCGAAAACCCCUCAACCCAUUCGCCGCGCUCAAGAUCCUCGGUGAGAAGGAAGGUGGUGUGACGCUCGGCUUCGGCUCGCUCAUGUAUGGCGGGUACUUCAUGGUGCUAACGACGCUGCCGAGCCAACUCACGCAACGGUUUCAGUACAAUGCCGUGCAGAUAGGGCUCUGCUACCUGCCCAUCUUCGUGGGCUCGAUCUUCAGCCGCUCCAUGGCGGGAUACUUGCUAGACCGGAAUUUCCGCCGGCAUGCGAAGCGGGUCGGCAUCGAGGUCUCGAAGGAACGACAGGAGGAUAUGGAUAAGAUGCCCAUCGAGGCCGCGCGGCUGCAAGUCAGUAUUCCCAUGAUUUAUAUUACUUCUGUGUGCGUCCUCGCGUAUGGCUGGACGAUGGAGACGAAGUCCUCGCUGGCGGGGAUUGAGGUGACGUUGUUCUUCCUGGGCUUGUUCAAUUCUGGCGGCCUGGCGGGACUGAAUACACUGGUCGUGGAUACGCAUCAGGAGAGUCCCGCCACUGCCAUGGCUGCAAAUAAUCUGUUUCGAUGUCUAGUGAGUGCUGGUGCUACCUCAGUCGCGGUACCGAUGAUCGAUAGGAUAGGCAUAGGCUGGACGUCUGUCUUUAUUGCUGGAGUGUGGCUGUGCUUCAGUGCUGCACUGUGGUGUGUCCUGCUUUUUGGGGCAGAGUGGAGAUUGGAAAAGAAUGAGAAGAUUAAUAGAGCGAAAGAGAAAGAGGAAGUUCAGACGAGGGAUACGAGUAUAGAGUCAUGA